This is a messenger RNA of Fusarium vanettenii 77-13-4, 459 nucleotides long. RefSeq lists its product as uncharacterized. The record is from RefSeq and is a predicted model, not a curated record. NCBI's taxonomy places the organism in Eukaryota, Fungi, Ascomycota, Sordariomycetes, Hypocreales, Nectriaceae. Bases 1 to 459 code for a protein of 152 amino acids. The transcript has 3 exons.
AUGGCCGUACGCAUUUUUUACUUUCGUUACGUCUGCCGACGGCCGCAGCAAGGCCAACUACCACCACCACUGACAACAUCACCACCACCACAACCACGGCCCGAAGACUCACCAGACCCGGACCCGCACGCCUCCCGCUCCUCCCCUCAAUACGACGUCGAGGCUGGAGGACGGCCCAGUUCCGACCCCAGGUCGGCCGUUCGGUCACCCCAGGCCACUCAAAGCUCAGUGGAAGGGGUGACCAGGGGCCGCGGGUCGGACCCGGACAACAUAGCUGAGCCGUUCUUCCUCCAGCUCGAAGUCGUGACAAUUCCAGGGGAGGGCUGGGAGGCGUCUCUGCGGGUUGGGUCUGGUCCGGCGUGGUUGUGGUGGUCCGUGGUGGUGGUGGUAGUUGCCUUGCUGCUGAUGUAUGCCGGUUUGCCGUUGUGGACGGCGGUGGUGCGCGCCCGCCAUGGUUGA